Prorocentrum cordatum is the source of this 3313-nucleotide messenger RNA. The record is from the annotation of a GenBank genome assembly. NCBI's taxonomy places the organism in Eukaryota, Dinophyceae, Prorocentrales, Prorocentraceae.
GGAGCAGUAGGCGGUCUGUAACCAGUUUGGCUCAAGUGGUGCCUCCCGAACCGCGGCAUCGGAGGUAGUGGCACCCUCUUCUAGUUUCGAACGAAGCAGACCAGUCCAGCCAGCAGCGAUGAAGCUGAUCUUGGACCUCGCCCUCGCCCUCGCCCUCUGUGCGCCUGGCCACGCUGCCCUGCUCCGCUCCGGCGUGGCCGACGCGGCGCAACGAGUCGAUACCGGCACCAGCCUGCGCGCGAAGGUGGGCUUCAUGGUGCAGGGCAUGCUGCAGAGGAAGCACACCACCACGCGGCACAUCGCGAAUACGGUGCACAAGAAGAUGAAGUUGAGCGACGCGCUCCCGCUGUUGGAGGACAAGCUACCCAAGGAUGUGACGUCCCUGCUGCACCUGUCCAACGGGGAGCACGCAGCGGCUGCGGGGCAGUUCAGCGAGGUCUCGUUGGCUAAAGGACGCGUGUACUUGAACAACAUGAUGUAUGACGCGUGGCUUCAGCUGGACCAGAUCGAGGUCGAGUGCAAGGAGUUCGAGGAGAGCAACCGCAUGGUGUUCAGCCAGGUGGUGACCGACCUGGAACAUUUGGGCUCGGACCUCGCCGACAAAGAGCGCAUGAAAAGUGAGGCCGAAGGUGGAAUCGCCGACAUGCAGACUCGGAUCAACAGCCUGGAGGGCGCCCUGGAUACGCUGAAGCGUGGCUUUCAGUCAACCCGCGAGAAGAACGCGUACGAGCUUUCGCUUCGCCAGGACGAUCAGGAUGUCUUCACCGCCAUCCUGCAGCUGUCCAAGUGCCCGAACGCCUACGGAGACGACACGUACUCCUUCGCGCAGCAGUUCCAGGUGUGCGACACGGGCAAUGGCACCGAGUUGGUGGUCAACGAUUCCUCCAUGGCAGCGAAGCUGAAGCGGUCGCCGCGAGUGCAAAAGGUGCUCGAGGAAGUCUUGGGGGCCGCCGAGUCGGGGACGCCCUCGCUGCUGCAGAUCGCUCAGGCGCCCCCGCCGCAGAGGGUCAAGCAACCGAAGGGCGGCUCGAGGAAGUGUCUGAACGGCAUCGUCAACUGCGGUUACCUCCACGACAUCAUGGCGCUAGAGUGGGGCAAGUUCAAGGACCUGGUGGACGAGCUGACCUACACCAUGCAGCGCAACCGCGACGCCUACGAGGGCGAGAAGGAGAAUAUGAACGAACAGAUCGCGACGCUGAGGUCGAACAAGAUGAAGUUCACGGAGAUGCUGGGCGAGGCUGUCUCCGAGAUCAACGCGCUCACGGCGGCGACGCGCGAGAAGCAGCAGCAGCACCGCGACAUCGAGAGAGCGUUCACGAUCAAGAUGGCGGAUUGCAGGAAGCGCAUGAGCGAGAUCCUCUACACGAACAUUUGCGGGACUCGGACCGUGCGCAAUGCACUGAUGCGGUACAGUGCAGUCUCGCCCACGCACUCGAUCAAGGACUGCGACGUGACAGACUGGUCCGCGGGGCCGUGCACCGCCGACGGUAGGGGCAACUCACGAUCGGUAGAUUGUGACGACAGCUGCCCGGCCGACGUGGGGGGCGUCGACGUCGACACGUGCGGUGGCCUGAAGUAUCUCAGCAGGCAGGUCAUCAUCUCCCCGAACUCUUUCGGCAUGGCGUGCCCCCCUUUGUACUUCGAGCGCACGAACGGGACCGUCGGCAUGAAGUGUAACCAGUUCCACUGCCCAGUCCAUUGCUCCAUGUCCGAGUGGUCUGGCUGGUCCGCAUGCUCCAAGGAGUGCGGGGGCGGCGCCCAGGGGAAGACCCGUUCAAUUCUCGUGAAGCCCAAGAACGGUGGGACGGAGUGUGACACCACACUCGAGGAGCAGCCGUGCAACACUGGAUCGUGCGACCGCGAUUGCACGCUCAUGCCGUGGACUGCGUGGGAGCCGUGCUCGAUGGCUUGUGGCGGCGGCAUCCAGGAGCGCGUGCGGAAGGUGGACAUCCCCAUCCGCGCGAACGGCAAGUGCCCAGGGUCGAAACACCCCGACCGCUUUCAGAUGCAGCAGUGCAACACCCAGGAUUGCGUUGGUGACGAGAUCUGCAUCGCCAGGCAGGACCUCGUCAUUGCGCUCGACGGCAGUGGCUCCGUGAAGCAGGAGGGCUUCGACAUUAUCAAGAAUUUCGCCCUGAACCUCACCAGCAAGUACCAGAGCACAUAUUACGGCGUGGAGGACAUGCGCAUCGGGCUGGUGCUGUUUGGGAACGGCGAGUACUUCGACAAUGGCACCGUCGCGCCGGCCCUGGAGGUGGUCUCGAUCACCAGCGACCUUGAUUCCGUCAGCACAGCAAUCGAAGGGCUGCAGUGGCAGCGCGGCUUCACUAACAUGAUGCAGGCCCUCAAGGCGGCCGACAACAUGUUCGCAGACGGCCGUGACGACGCUCAGAGCGCCGUCAUGAUGAUCUCGGACGGCAAGUGGACCAACGCGUACCGCACGACCAUGCUGGCAACGGCGAUGAAGGACAAGGGCGUGCAGAUCUUCAUGGCCCCGAUCGCCGAGACCACGACGCAGAAUCUGGUAGUGCUCAGGGGUUGGGCGAGCGAUCCGUGGGAGACCAACUACGAGCGCAUCCCUGGCCUCACGGCGCUCGUCAACAACGAACCGGAGUACGCCCAGAAGCUGCUGGUGAAGUUCUGCCCCCGUGCGUUCUCGCCGUCGGCCAAGUUGGAGGAGGAGCAGCAGCAGGGCUACCUCAAGAUCCGUGAGGAGGGCUACCCCUCCGACAGCUGCGGCCCGUCGAGAAACAUGGGCAUGGUCGACUCCGUCGAGGCCUGCAUGGAGAAGGUUAAAGAGGCGGGUGUCCUGGCCUUCGCGUACCAGGAUGGGGGUCGUAUGGAGGGGGCCUGCUUUUCGGAGGCGAUCGACGUCACUGAUGACUUGUGGAACCAAGCGCUGGCUUCCCGCGUCGACCUGUCGUGUCCAGGCGGCGCCUGGGUUUUCAACGAGUACCUCUCCACCUACAUCAUGAACCCGAGCAUGUUCGGAGACCUCUUCGACGAGUGAGCUGUCCUGGGUCCCCCGCUGCAUUGCCUCCGCAUGUUUGCGAAGAAGGCCGCACGUCUGCUGUGCAGGCUGGCCUCUUGUGUCUGAGCGCCCAGCAUAGCGAGCUUUCGCAAUCAAGCCAAGAGUGCUAUGCUUCUCGCUUGGGCUAUUCCGUGGGUUGACACUGCGCGUAACCCAACCACCAGCCCAUCCAGCCACAGUGCCUAGGCGAGUGGCACCGUUCAGGACAGCGUGGGAGCACUCAGUGGAAAACAAAGGGGAGAAGCCGUCAAAUCGACGAUCGGCAUCAUCCUGAGCAAGCCA